CACCGAAACAGGAAAAAUCGGUAACUGCCGUCUUCGAUCACUGUAUCAGCCGAUUGAUUGGGAGUAGAUUGCAUCUGUAUACGCUCCUGUCAGUGAGUGGAAUUUAUGAUACCAAAAUAGAUAAUGGCGACAGCGUGGAGAGAAGAUCCCCGAUUAACUACUGCUCUAAGAGAGUUUGGAAAUGUUUCGCAGGAUAUUUCAGAAGUAUUUGACCAAACAAAGGCAAGAAGACAUUCUUCUCCUUCUGAUUUGACAUGGCAAGAGUUGGUUACAAUAUUAUGGACGGGAUGCAAACAAAGGCAUUCUUCGAAACAAUUACGGUCAUAUGUACUCGAAUUAAUAAGUCAAGCUGGGGAAAUGGUUGGUGAAGAUGAAAGUAUAGAGAUGAAAGAAACUUUUGCUGCUGAAAUAUUUCUUACAACCAUGACGCUGGAACAAGUUGAAUCGAAGCAUAUCAAUAAAAUCAGGAAAACUUUACCUACAGCAACCAAUAAUGAUAUAAGAGAUUUUCAUGAAACUGUAAAAAAAAUUAAAAGUUUUGUUGGACCAAGUGUUUUCAACAAAAUCAAAUCACAAGUGGAUGAAAUUCGAACCGCAACAACAUUCGGAACUAAAAUUAAGUUUUCAAAUGAUUUACCAUCAUUGUUGCAAAGUACAGAGAUGGAUUCUGAUGAUGAAGCUCAAAACGACAAUAAUGAUAAACUAACUGAUUCAUUUAGACAACUAACUAUAUCACAAGUUAAGGCUACUGAAAAGUCAUCAAGUUCAAAUAAAAUAUCUUCUUCAUUUGAUGUUCCAUGGCUAGAGAAAAAUUUACGGAAAUAUUUUCACUCUGAUCACUUUCUACCCAAUAUAAUGUCUUUACUUCAAUCUUCAUCAUCCAAUGAUCAUCUACAAAAUGAGCUGUUCGAUUUACUUGGAUUUGACAGAUUUGAUUUGAUUCAAGAAUUAUUGGAGCAUAGACAGGAUUUACUCAAGGAUCAAAAGAGAAGAGAAAUAUUAGAAUCUGGAUCUCGUUUCAAAUCUAUUGAUUCACGGCCUACAUAUGGAUGUCAGGUCACAGUUCAGACUGAUCAAGAAAAACAAGUAUCAAAAGCAUUCAGGCGGGAAGAGAAAAGAUUUGCUAAGAAAGGAAUGAAAAAUGGAAAUGAUGAUGGAGGAGAUUCAGAAAUAAUGAAUCCUGAUUUACUGAGGGAACAAAGGGCUAUGGCUUUACUACAAGCUGCAUCUGCUCCAUUGUUUUCUCAGAGAGGCAAAAGCAUUGGAAAUAUAGAAAGAUAUCCUCAUGUUUAUGAUUCACAACUCAGUGCAAAACAUAGCGCAGCGUUAGCUGGCGGAAAAAAGAUGACUCUACCUGAAGGAUUUGAAACAAAAUCAACAAAAGUUUAUGAGGAAAUUCGAAUUCCAGUUAAAUCAUCUAAUUUAAGAUUUGAUCAACCUCUGGUUAAAAUUAAGGAUCUUGAUGAGGUGUCUCAGCUAGCAUUCAGUGGUAUGAAGCAAUUGAACAGAGUACAGUCAUGUGUUUACGAAUCUGCAUUUAAAACAAAUGAAAACCUACUUAUUUGUGCUCCUACUGGCGCUGGGAAAACAAAUGUAGCGAUGCUCACUGUGAUUCGAGAAAUUAAAAGAAACAUUGUCGAAGGGGUGAUUCAGAAAGACAAGUUCAAGAUUGUGUACGUUGCUCCAAUGAAAGCUCUCGCUGCUGAAAUGACAAGAAACUUCGGAGGUCGGUUGGAAUCACUUGGUGUCAAAGUUCGAGAGUUGACUGGUGAUAUGCAGCUGACAAAAAGUGAAAUUAUUGAUACUCAGAUGCUCAUAACAACACCCGAGAAGUGGGAUGUGGUGACUCGUAAAGCAGUUGGUGACACAGCACUUGCUCAACUUGUUCGUCUUCUCAUCAUUGAUGAAGUUCAUCUACUGCAUGAUGAACGUGGACCUGUGCUUGAAACAUUGGUUGCCAGGACAUUACGACAGGUUGAAACUCAACAGAGCAUGAUCAGAAUUGUCGGACUCUCUGCUACACUGCCGAAUUAUCUUGAUGUUGCAAGCUUCCUGAGAGUAAACCCACACAAAGGUCUAUUUUACUUUGAUGGAAGAUUUAGACCAGUACCACUGGAACAAACUUUCAUCGGUGUAAAAACAAUGAAUCGAAUGCAACAAGCACAAGAUAUGAAUAAUAUUUGUUAUGAAAAGGCUGCAAGAAAUGUAGAAAGAGGACAUCAGGUUUUGGUUUUUGUCCAUGCUCGAAAUGCUACAGUUAAAACUGCUCAGGCUUUAUUGGAAAUAGCAAGAAAUAAUGGAGAGACAGGAUUGUUUGAUUGUAGACAAAUGUCGGGAUUUGGGCAAGCGGAAAAACAGAUGUCUAAUUCAAGAAAUCGUGAACUUCGUGAAUUAUUUGCAUCUGGAUUUGGAAUUCAUCAUGCAGGAAUGUUGAGACCCGACAGAAAUUUGGUGGAAAGAAAUUUUAGUCAAGGUUUUAUCAAGGUAUUAUGCUGUACAGCCACACUUGCUUGGGGAGUCAAUCUUCCUGCACAUGCUGUCGUAAUCAAAGGUACAGAGAUCUACGAUGCAAAGCAAGGUACUUUUGUGGAUUUGGGAAUUCUCGAUGUCAUGCAGAUAUUUGGACGAGCAGGUCGACCACAGUUUGAUACAUCAGGAGAAGGAACAAUCAUCACCUCGUAUACUAAACUAUCUCAUUACCUUGCAUUACUAACAAGACAAAAUCCAAUUGAAAGUCAAUUUGUAGCAAAAAUAACAGACAACUUGAAUGCUGAGAUCUGUCUCGGAACGGUCAAUUCUGUGGAAGAUGGUGUGAAAUGGUUGUCUUAUACUUAUUUAUACACCAGAAUGAGAAAAAAUCCUUUGGUUUAUGGAAUUUCAUAUGACAGACUUGCUCAAGAUCCAUUACUUGAAAGAUGGAGAUCUGAACUGAUUGUCAAUGCAGGAAAAAAUCUUGCAAAAGCUAAAAUGACAAGAUUUACUGAGAGAACAGGUUAUUUCAAUUCUACGGAUAUGGGAAGAACUGCUUCUCAUUAUUACAUCAAUCAUAACACAAUCGAACUGUUCAAUGAAAUGAUCAAUCCAACAAUGUCAAUCUCCAACAUAUUUGUAAUGAUUUCUAAAUGCAGUGAAUUUGAACAAAUCAAGCUUCGAGAUGAUGAAUUGGAAGAACUUGAUGAUUUGAUCGACACUAUGUGUUUGAUACCACCUGGUGGUGGUUCUGAGAAUACCUAUGGUAAAGUCAAUAUUCUUCUGCAAACGUAUAUAUCUCGUGGAUCUGUUAGAAGUUUUUCUCUCACAUCUGAUUUGAUGUAUAUUGCUCAGAAUGCUGGUCGAAUCGUGAGAGGUUUAUUUGACAUUGCUGUGAAGCAAGGAGAACCAGUUCUUACAAAGAAGCUUCUUGAUUUGUGCAAAUGUGUUGAUCGUAGAAUGUGGCCUGAUGAAUCUCCACUUCAACAGUUUCCGAUUCUAAAAUUUGAAACGUUGAGGAAAAUCAAAGAACAACGACUCACAAUUGAUAAAAUGCAAGACAUGAAUGCCAAUGAUAUUGGUCACAUGCUUCGUCAUCCUCGUAUUGGCACAACUGUAAAAAUGUGUGUUAAAGAAUUUCCAGCGAUUGAACUUGAGACAACAAUUCAACCAAUCACAAGAUCUGUUCUCAGAAUUCGUCUUACCAUCAUUCCUAGGUUCAAAUGGCAUAGAAAAGUUCAUGGAACAACAGGAGAACCUUGGUGGAUUUGGGUUGAAGAUCCUGAGACCAACAUGAUGUAUCACAGUGAAUAUUUUAUUUUACAUAUGAAGCAUGUUGAGAAUGCUGAAGAACAACAACUUGUCUUUACUAUUCCAAUAGUUGAACCAGUUCCAUCGCAAUAUAUGGUUCAUGCAGAAUCAGAUAGAUGGUUGGGAGCUUCUGCAAUUUGUCCAAUAUCAUUUCAACAUUUGAUAUUACCAGAUAGACAUCCACCCCAUACAGAGCUGCUUGACUUAGAACCUCUUCCUACUGCUGCUCUAAAGGAAGAAUAUCGUUGUUUGUAUAAAUUCACCCAUUUCAAUCCAAUCCAAACUCAAAUAUUUCAUUGUUUGUAUCACAAUGACUGCAAUGCCCUCAUAGGAGCUCCGACUGGAUCUGGUAAAACUGUUGCUGCUGAAUUAGCAAUAUUGAGAAUGUUCAACACACAACCUAAAUCAAAAGCAGUUUAUAUUGCUCCAAUGAAAGCACUUGUCAGAGAAAGAAUCUCGGACUGGAAACUGAGAUUUGGUGACAGAUUAGGGAAAACAAUUGUUGAGUUGACUGGCGAUGUGGCACCUGACAUGCGUGCUGUGGCACGAGCUGAUAUAAUUGUGACAACGCCAGAGAAGUGGGAUGGUAUCUCACGUAGUUGGCAAACCAGAAAUUAUGUCAAAAGUGUUUCUCUCAUCAUCAUUGAUGAGAUUCACUUACUGGGUGAGGAUCGAGGGCCAGUUUUGGAAGUGAUCGUGUCGCGAACUAACUUCAUAUCAUCUCAUACUGAUAGACUUGUUAGAAUUGUCGGUUUAUCUACUGCAUUGGCUAAUGCAAGAGAUUUAGCUGAUUGGUUGGGAAUCAAACAGCUUGGCUUAUUCAACUUCCGACCUUCUGUCCGUCCCGUACCAAUGGAAGUUCAUAUACAAGGAUUUGCAGGGAAACAUUAUUGCCCAAGAAUGGCUUCUAUGAACAAACCAUGUUUUCAAGCCAUUAGGACUCAUUCUCCAGCCAAACCAGUUUUAAUAUUUGUUGCAUCACGUCGACAAACUCGUCUCACUGCUUUGGAUUUGAUCGCAUACCUCGCUGCUGAAGAUGACCCGAAACAAUGGUUACAUAUGGAUGAAUGGCAGAUGGAAGAAUUAACAAGAAAUGUUCAAGAUAAUAAUCUGAGAUUAACACUCGCAUUUGGUAUCGGACUUCAUCAUGCUGGAUUAGUUGAAAAAGACAGAACAUUGGUGGAAGAGUUGUUUGUUAACCAAAAAAUUCAAAUCCUUGUUGCCACAGCAACAGUUGCGUGGGGAGUAAAUUUUCCAGCUCAUCUUGUCAUUGUGAAAGGAACUGAAUACUUUGAUGGAAAAACUAAAAGAUAUGUUGACUUUCCUAUCACAGAUGUUCUUCAAAUGAUGGGACGAGCAGGAAGGCCGCAAUUUGAUGAUAAUGCAGUCGCAGUUGUUCUUGUACAUGAUGUGAAGAAACAUUUCUAUAAAAAGUUCUUGUAUGAUCCGUUUCCUGUUGAAUCAAGUUUAUUGGAUGUUUUGCCUGACCAUCUCAAUGCUGAAAUAGUUGCCGGUACAAUCAUGAGUAAACAAGAUGCCUUGGAUUAUUUAACUUGGACUUAUUUCUUCAGAAGAUUAUUGAUGAAUCCUACUUAUUAUAAUCUGGAGAGAAUAGAAACAGACAUGAUCAAUGAGUUUUUGACUGGACUUGUCGAGAAAGAACUUUCUGAAUUACUUCGUUCUUGUUGUGUUGUUGUUGAUGACGUUGAUGAUGUCACAAUCGAACCUACAAGUAUUGGAAGAAUUGCUUCAUAUUAUUAUCUCAGUCAUCUCACUGUGAGGAUGCUUUGUCAAGAAAUGAAGUCAGGUUCAACAAUACCUGAUAUAUUACAAUUAUUAACUGAAUGUCAGGAAUACAAUGAACUUCCCGUCAGACAUAACGAAGAUAUUAUUAAUAAAAACUUAUCAGAACAUUUACCGCUUCAAGUCAGUCCAGAUUCAUUUGGAUCAUCAAGUACCAAAGCACAUCUUCUGUUCCAAGCACAUUUUUCUAGAAUAAAGAUGCCUUCAUCUGAUUAUGCAACUGACUUGAAAUCUGUUCUUGAUCAAGCUUUCAGGAUAUUGCAGGGUAUGAUUGAUAUCAGUGCGGAUGAAGGAAUGCUGAUUACAACUCUUCGUGUUAUGCAUAUGGCACAGAUGGUUGCACAAGGAAUAUGGUUUGAUAAUCGUUCAACAUUGUUGACUCUUCCAUAUGUGGAAGAAAAAAGUCUGUUUGUUUUCAAGCAGUUCUCAUUUAGAGGAAAUCAAGUUCGACACUUGCCUGAACUAAUGUCAUUAUGCAAAGAAAAUCCAAGUUACGUUAAAGAUGUUCUGAUGAAGCAUUUUACUGAAGCUCAAGCUAAAAAGAUUUGUGAUCAUUUGAGAAAUCUGCCUGUUGUUGAUGUAAAGUUACAUGUAAAAGGAAGUUGGGAGAAGAACGAGAAAAUAAAACAAAAGAUUGUUCCAGAUGUUCAUGGUGUUGGGAUACAAAAUCGUAAGACGUGGAUUGAUGUUCAUAUGAAUCAAGAAUAUCACGUUGCAGUUUCUCUAGCAAGAUUAAACAAGGGACAUCAUGAUGGUAAAGCCCUCACCCCACGUUUUCCUAAACCCAAAUUAGAGGGCUGGUUUUUACUGCUCGCUGACGUAGAACGGAAAGAAGUUAUCGCACUAAAGAGAGUACAGACGUUACGAAACAGAACUACAGAACUUCUGUCAUUUUAUCCUGACAAUAUUGAAAGGAAAGUUUAUUCUGUCUGGCUGGUCUCGGAUUCGUAUCUUGGAUUAGAUCAACGGUACGAUGUUCGGAUAAAUGUCAGACAACCUAUCAGCAAUUUUCAACAAGAUGAAGAUGGUUAAUUUAUAAUAGUUGAUGUUUCUUCCCCGCUAUUUAUCAAUGUACAAGAAAUCUAUUAUCUGUAAACUUCAAAUUCCUUUAUAAAAGUUCAUUGUAUUAGUUCACAUGCAUAUCUAUAUUGUACUUGCUGACAGCGACUUCGCAAAAUUUGCUGAUGCCGAUUUUUUAAACGGCAAAUAUUUCCCACUUUCUGAUAAUUCGAUUUCUGAUAAUUAUAAUAUAAAAGAAAUAUGCACGACUCAUAUUGGUUUCCUGAUUCUGUGUUGAUAAAUAUCCUGAUUCUGUGGUGAUAAAUAUAUUUUUCAAAACUUGAAUAUCUUAAUUCACUCAAUUGAUAACAGAAUUUGAGACCUUUGGAGAUCGGAUAUAUUCAAGGUGUCAGUUUAAUUAUCUCAAACUCAAUUUUGGUGUGCCGACUUCAUCUUUUCUGUAAUAUCGGUAAUGUAGGCCUCGUAUUUUUCAAUAUAAUAACAACAUAUCGGCGCUUGUCUGGUGCAUACCUAGUUCCUUAAACUAUUAUUGAUCAGAUGGCCAAUCUUAUUUGCCAAUCAUCCGGUUUUCGUCAUUAUUGUGUCUAUUUGUUCAAAAUGUAUCUGAGGAUUUUGUGUUUUUUUUUUAAACUUUCCUCUUUAAUACAUUGUGAGGUGCAAUAAACCGUGCCAUUUAAUUGGUGGAUGAA
Styela clava is the source of this 7292-nucleotide messenger RNA. RefSeq names its product activating signal cointegrator 1 complex subunit 3-like. Gene Ontology annotation, molecular function: ATP binding; nucleic acid binding; ATP hydrolysis activity. The record is from RefSeq and is a predicted model, not a curated record. Lineage: Eukaryota; Metazoa; Chordata; Ascidiacea; Stolidobranchia; Styelidae.